AUGAGCGCGUCAAAAUCAGGAAGUGCUGCGACUGAUGUCCGUCUGCGAGCGAGAGACACGAAGAGGGAGGAAAAUGCUAGAAAUGGACGGCGGAAAAUAAAUGAACUGCGUAUGAACGACAACGCAAACGUCUGAUUUAAAACAGGACGGGAAAGGGAGCAAUUUCUGGGAGAAAGAGAGGAUCGAUCAGGUCAACGUAACCUAAAAUCCACGCACAGUAAUACCCUCAAAUUCACCAGAGAUUACAAUCGAGAAACCCAACGAAAGCAAAAAUGAGCUCCCACGAUUCGGAGGUGUACACGCUCGCGCCGGAGAUGCCGGCGAUGUUUGACGGCAUGAAGCUGGCGGCAGUGGCCACGGUGCUCUAUGUCAUCGUCCGGUGCCUGAACUUAAAAAGCCCCACAGCUCCUCCAGAUCUGAUCUAUCAGGAGACAGCGCUGAACCACUUCUUACUCAAAUCCUGUCCUAUACUGACCAAAGAGUACAUUCCUCCUCUGCUAUGGGGUAAAAGCGGUCAUCUGCAGACAGCCCUCUAUGGAAAGUUGGGUCGGGUUAGUUCUCCGCACCCGUUCGGCCUGCGCAAAUACCUGCCCAUGCAGGACGGGGCAACGGCGACGUUCGACCUCUUUGAACCGCUGGCGGAUCAUCAGACCGGAGAGGACGUCACUAUGGUUAUUUGUCCUGGUAUCGGGAAUCACAGUGAGAAGCACUACAUCCGCACGUUCGUGGAUUAUUCACAGAAACAGGGUUACCGGUGCGCUGUGCUCAAUCACCUCGGGGCCUUGCCAAACAUUGAGCUCACCUCUCCUCGCAUGUUCACAUAUGGCUGUACAUGGGAGUUUGCAGCAAUGGUGGGCUUCAUAAAGAAGACACACCCCCAAACCAAACUUAUAGUCGUGGGCUUCAGUCUGGGUGGAAACAUCGUGUGCAAGUUUUUGGGAGAGAACAGCGCCAAUCAGGAGCGAGUCCUGUGCUGUGUCAGUGUAUGUCAGGGAUACAGCGCGCUGAGGGCUCAGGAGACGUUUCUGCAGUGGGACCAGUGUCGGCGUUUCUAUAACUUCCUGAUGGCCGACAACAUGAAGAAGAUCAUUCUGACCCACAGGGGCACAUUGUUCGGGCUCGGCUCCACUAAAAUGGUUGAUGCAGAUUUGAGUCGACUCUACACUGCCACAUCCCUCAUGCAGAUCGACGACAACAUCAUGAGAAAAUUCCAUGGACACAACACUCUGAAGGAAUACUAUGAGAAGGAAAGCUGUGUCCAUUUCAUUCAUAAUAUAAAUGUGCCUCUGUUGCUGGUGAACUCUGCUGAUGAUCCUCUCGUCCAUGAUUCCUUGCUCACCAUUCCUCGCACGCUCGCAGAAAAAAAAGAAAACGUCAUCUUCGCCCUGACACUGCACGGCGGGCACCUGGGUUUCUUCGAGGGUGCCGUGCUGUUUCCUCAGCCCCUCACCUGGAUGGACAAAGUCAUCGUGGGUUACUCGAACGCCAUCUGCCAGUGGAAAAAACAGAAGCCGCCGUGUCAAAGUCAAGACGCCCAUUCCGGCGAAACCAAAUGCCAAGACAGUCAAUCCUAACCGCCCUCGAAAUCAUAGAUUUUCAUCUCGCACGUGACGGAUUACACCACCUGCAUCGUCAAGCAUUAUCCAUCGGUGGAGAAAAUCGCCUUCUUUCGGGUAUCAUGGUUUAUUGACGCAGUUGCUUCAACAUUUCCGGUGAAGAAAACUAAAAGUCACUUUGUAAGUUAACUACGUAGUUAACUGUACAUGACUACAAUCAACAACUCCUCCCUCUGAUUAGGAAAUAUUAAAAACCGGUUAGUUUUGGACUGCCGUAGAGGACAAGCUCAGGCGGAUCGAGUUUCACAAAAACAGCCAGGUCACAUUUCACCCCAAAUACCAAAAAAAAAAUUUGUUUGCGUUAUUUUCAUUAUAAAUAAGCACUUUUUGUUUAAAUUUUCAUUACUGUAACUUUUACAGUAUUUCUGUUGCGCUUAGUGUUAGAGAUUCACAUUAAAUGACCAUUGCUUUAAUACAGUGUUGUUUAGCAUAAAUGAAGACUGUGAAACAAAUAUUAGUUUAUUAUUUAAAUAGUUUUACAUUACAGUAAUUCGAAUCGGCCCUAACUUGAUACAGACUUUCUAUAAGACUUUAAGAAAAGUACGCUUUUGUAUUUCUUUGAUUUCGGGGUGAAUUAUGGCCGUGGAUAUGUUCAAGUCAGCUUAGUAAACAAACACUGCUUAUUUCGCCAUACGCAACAGCUGACUUUAUAGAAAGUGGCCGUUAUGCAGGCACUAUGUGCUUAUAGAUACGACAGACACGAUGCUUGUGUACAUUAUUGCGCAACUAAAUUCUGUGUUUAGUCUGGGUUCAUGUUGGGACUAUAAGGUGUAUUUCACUACCUAGGCCUUCGACACACAAAAUCUUAAUUUGCUGUAUGUACCAGGCCUUGUGUGUUAAUCCAAAUACAUUCCUAGUCAUUUAGUUUUCGUUUAAGCACUUUUAUAUAUAACAUCUGCCCUCAUUUCAUUUUUAAUACUGUAACCAGAGGGAGAAAAGAGAUCUUAGAUCUCUUCCGAUCUCCCAAACCUGUUUGUUUUGUAACACGUACCACAUCGUUUCAAAUCACAUUACGUUAAAUGGAUAGUUCACCCAAAAAUGAACAUUUGGUCAGCAUUUACUUGUUAUAAACCUGUAUAAAUUUAGAAGAUAUUUUGAGGAAUGUUUGAAACCAAACUGAUCAAAAGCCCCAUUCACUUCCAUAGUAUUCCUUAUUCCUACUAUGGAAGUCAAUGUGGCCUCUAAUUGAAAUAUUCCUAAAAUAUCUUACAUUUAGGUUUGUAACAAACGUUAUAGUGAGUAAAUGAUGACCGAAUUUUCAUUUUUGUGUGAACUAUCCCUUUAAAUUCCCACUCGUGUGGAAGAGAAACUGAUAAAAAAGAAAUACAGCAGAAGUUGCUGGUGCAGUAUUGACUUGUAUUUGUUUUGUUGAAAGCGGUAGAUCUACUGUAGAUUGUAUAAAGUGUUGAUUCGGGAGCCAGUGGGAGACAACGGUGCAUUUUAAAAAUGCAUGUCUAUGAAAUCUGUGCUUUCAUUUGCAAUUUGCUUAAACUUUUAUCUGUUUUGUGCAAUUGUUCGAUUAUGUAUGUAUGUACUAAAUCUUUCUUUACUUUGGUGAUAUAUAAACGGAGACAUGAACUAAAUGAAAUGGA
This is a messenger RNA of Misgurnus anguillicaudatus (oriental weatherfish), 3208 nucleotides long. It is a transcript of the gene abhd2a, whose product is annotated as abhydrolase domain containing 2, acylglycerol lipase a. Gene Ontology annotation, molecular function: acetylesterase activity; monoacylglycerol lipase activity. Gene Ontology annotation, cellular component: sperm plasma membrane; sperm flagellum. The record is from RefSeq and is a predicted model, not a curated record. Gene Ontology annotation, biological process: steroid hormone receptor signaling pathway; medium-chain fatty acid catabolic process; acylglycerol catabolic process. Lineage: Eukaryota; Metazoa; Chordata; Actinopteri; Cypriniformes; Cobitidae.